This is a messenger RNA of Puccinia graminis f. sp. tritici CRL 75-36-700-3, 786 nucleotides long. RefSeq lists its product as uncharacterized. The transcript is spliced from 3 exons. NCBI's taxonomy places the organism in Eukaryota, Fungi, Basidiomycota, Pucciniomycetes, Pucciniales, Pucciniaceae. The record is from RefSeq and is a predicted model, not a curated record. Bases 101 to 634 code for a protein of 177 amino acids.
CGCCAUCUUUUGACUGAGGAGUCGACAGACCAGAGGGCACCUUGCAGUUCAUACAAUUAAAAUUGCCCCCAAGAUCAUCCUGGAUACCAGUCAGACAAUCAUGUCAUCUUCAUACCCAUACAGCGAAUACCCGUUCCCAUGUUCUCAAGAUCCGAAUUGUCAUCAUCAACCGACGGGCCUUCCGGAUUACGCACGUGGGAUCAUUGGCGUCUUUGUUAGCCUGUUUGGCAUUGCCAUGAUAUUUUCAAUCUGGAAGCGUUCCAGACGGUCCUCAGCCUCAAACGGCCCAAUAGAUAAAGAGGCCAACGUCGGUGCUAAAAGGAAUGAUCACGACGAGCGGGAAAGAGAAAACUCAUCCGAUUCCGACAGCUCCUCUAAUGCCGAAAUAAACAACGAUAAUCACACAAGCGGGCACGAGAUAGCAACACCUCACACUCCCGGUGACGGUUGCAAUGACGGCAACAGUUCUGCCGGUGGCGGUUGGUUUAGAGGCAUCAGUUGGUUUGGUGAAGGCGGUAGGGCGGGUGGUGACAGCACGGAUGGCGGUGAUCGGACAGGCAGUCAUGGGGUCGAACGGGCUGGCAACGACUCCUUUGGUGGCGGCGGCGGCGGUGGGGCAUCCUCCGAUGAUUAAUUGCGUUGCAAACUUCGACUCCGAGGCGACAUUGGGCUUCACUCCGGCGCGGAAAGUUGGCUCAUCUCAACAGGAUGGCCUUUUGCUUACAGUUUUGGCUUGAGCUGAUUGUCAAAAAGAUGCCAGUGAAUUGAACAAAGAUUCAAAUGCCU